Molecule: messenger RNA, 1116 nt
Organism: Prosopis cineraria
Lineage: Eukaryota; Viridiplantae; Streptophyta; Magnoliopsida; Fabales; Fabaceae
Product: probable glutathione S-transferase parA
Exons: 2
Coding region: 240-908 (222 amino acids)
Biological process (GO): glutathione metabolic process
Cellular component (GO): cytoplasm
Molecular function (GO): glutathione transferase activity
Source: RefSeq, a predicted model, not a curated record
UGCGUGGCAAACGAAGAGGUGAAGUUCCCUUCGGUUCUGGAUAUCCUUGCUGCCGCAAUUCCUGACGUAAUAAUUACAAAAUCGAAUCGAUGAAUAAAGUUGCAGCUAGAAGCCACUAGAAUUCUAAACCACCUUCCCCUGCCGAUUCCUUGCACUUAUAUAUGUAACCAUCACCAGCUUUUCUUCUAACAUCCAUACUCAUAGAUUCUUUGCUGUGAUCUCGAGGUUGAGGUUCAACAAUGGCAGACGAAGUGAUUCUCCUGGAUUUCUGGCCAAGCCCAUUUGGGAUGAGGGUCCGAAUCGCUCUGGCAGAGAAGGGAAUAGAGUACGAAGGAAGAGAAGAAGACUUGAGCAACAAGAGCCCUCUGCUUCUGAAGAUGAACCCUGUUCACAAGCAAAUCCCAGUCUUGAUUCACAACGGUAAACCCAUCUCUGAAUCUCUCAUCAUUCUCCAAUACAUCGACGAGGUCUGGAAUCAAAGCCCCAAAUUACUUCCCUCUGAUCCCUACCAGCGAGCCAAUGCCAGAUUCUGGGCCGACUACAUCGACAAGAAGAUAUAUUCGACUGGGAGAUUGGUGUGGGCAACUACAGGGGAAGUGCAAGAAAGAGCGAAGAAUGAGCUGAGAGAAUGCUUCAAGAAGUUGGAAGUAGAGUUAGGGAACAAGACUUUCUUUGGUGGUGACAUGUUUGGUCUGGUUGAUGUGGCUCUGAUACCCUUUUACAGUUGGUUCUUCACGCUUGAGACAACCGGAAAAUUCAGCAUCGCCGACGAGUUUCCGAGCCUGGUGGCUUGGGCUAAGAGGUGCAUGCAGAGGGAGACUGUGGCUAAGUCUGUGCCUGACCAGUACAAAAUUUAUGACUUCCUCUUAGAGCUUAAGAAGAAGCUUCAACCUCAGCUUCAGCAGUAAUACUGAAAUGUGAUGUACUUGUAGUAGUGAGUUCCUUAGUUGAUUCUAGUGUUUGAAUCCGAUUACGGUCACUCUCGUUUCUGCGUACGCUGUGUGUGUUUCUUUUUUCUUUGUUCUGGAAUGUGCCUUUGUCUCAUUUUGGUUUGUAAGAUAUGGUAAGAAUCGAUCCAUAAUUAUAGACAAUAAAUAACUUUGCUUUAGCCUUUUA